AUGGUGGUGGCCCUUAGUGGCAGGAUAUCCAGAUCCAAGCAAGCUAUUUUGCUAGUUUCAUUCUUAUUUCCACAAGCAUUUGGGGUGAAUGUGUCAAGACCCAACAUUUUGCUGCUCAUGGCAGAUGAUCUUGGAUAUGGUGAUUUGGGAUGCUUUGGUAAUGACACCAUUAGGACACCUAAUAUUGACCAGUUGGCAAAGGAAGGUGUGAGACUCACUCACCACAUUGCUGCAGCCUCACUUUGUACUCCAAGCAGAGCAGCUUUCCUGACCGGCAGAUACCCCAUCAGAUCAGGCAUGGCAGCCACAACUAAGUUACGAGUCAUAACCCGGGCUGGUUGCUCAGGAGGGCUACCUGCAAAUGAAACAACCUUUGCAAGGUUACUAAAGCAGCAAGGCUAUGUCACUGGCCUAAUAGGAAAAUGGCACCUGGGUUUGAACAGUGAGUCCAGUAACGAUCACUGCCACCAUCCUUUAAACCAUGGCUUUGACUAUUUCUAUGGCAGCACUUUUACACUUAUUGAUGACUGUGCAACUUGGAAACAUUCUGUACUUGCUCCAGGAUAUCAAGCAACAGCCGUUUCUUAUGCUCAGACACUUGCCUUUUUCGUGUUCAUAUGUCUGCUCGGAAAUAUUACUGGAUAUUUCUCUGUGAGAUGGAAAAUAUGUGUUUUCAUUACUUUGGGUGGCAUCGUUUAUUUCACCUCUAUGUAUGCCCACUAUUUAUUUCUAAAACAUUGGAACUGUGUGAUAUUGAGAGAUCAUGACAUCAUUCAACAACCAUUGAAGUUAAAAGAUGCUGCUUUAGGGAUUGUGAGAGAGGCCAUCACAUUUAUUGAACGAAACAGAAAAGGACCGUUCCUCCUCUUUGUUUCUUUCUUUCAUGUCCACACACCAUGUUACACUACAGAGCAAUUUCUAGGGAAAAGCAGCCAUGGGCUAUAUGGAGACAAUGUAGAGGAGAUGGACUGGAUGGUGGGAAAAAUCCUUGCUGCUAUUGACAGAGAGGGCUUGAGGAAUAACACUUUCACUUAUUUUGCAUCUGACCAUGGAGGAUAUUUGGAAGCUAAACAAGGGAAAGUCCAGCUAGGUGGCUGGAAUGGUAUAUACAAAGGAGGAAAAGGCAUGGGAGGCUGGGAAGGAGGAAUCCGUGUGCCUGGAAUAGUUAGAUGGCCAGGAAUGGUUCCUGCUAAUACUCUUCUGGAUGAACCAAUAAGUCUGAUGGAUAUUUAUCCCACUGUGGCUCACUUGGCUGGGGCAUCAGUGCCACAAGACAGGGUGAUUGAUGGCAGGAAUCAGAGAGCAUUGCUGCAGGGAACAGUGCAACACUCAGAACAUGAGUUCAUGUUUCACUACUGUGGAUCACACUUACAUGCAGCACGUUGGUACCAGAAGGAGAGUGGUGCUGUCUGGAAGGUUCAUUAUGUGACACCAAACUUUGAUCCGAAGGGAACUGAAGCCUGUUACACAAAUUUAAUAUGUGACUGUUUUAAAAAUGUGACUUAUCACAACCCUCCUCUCCUUUUUGACCUGUCACGUGACCCUUCUGAAGCCAACCCUUUGUCAGCAACCUCGGAGCCACGUUUUCACACAGUUGUAAGCCAAGUUGAAAGAGCAGUGGCGGAGCAUCGUAAGACACUCACUUCUGUUCCCAGUCAACUUGAUCCACCCAAUAAUCAAUGGAAGCCAUGGCUGCAGCCAUGCUGUGGGAUUUUCCCUUUCUGCUGGUGUGAUAAAGCAAGUAAUACGGGAGACAUAAUUAUUUAA
Messenger RNA from Varanus komodoensis (Komodo dragon), 1767 nucleotides. Its product is annotated as arylsulfatase H-like. Gene Ontology annotation, molecular function: arylsulfatase activity. NCBI's taxonomy places the organism in Eukaryota, Metazoa, Chordata, Lepidosauria, Squamata, Varanidae. The record is from RefSeq and is a predicted model, not a curated record. Bases 1 to 1767 code for a protein of 588 amino acids. The transcript has 10 exons.